Molecule: messenger RNA, 701 nt
Organism: Ostrinia furnacalis (Asian corn borer)
Lineage: Eukaryota; Metazoa; Arthropoda; Insecta; Lepidoptera; Crambidae
Exons: 2
Coding region: 173-403 (76 amino acids)
Source: RefSeq, a predicted model, not a curated record
ACCGGAGUGUAAGUCGAGACAUUUACUCAGUUUAGCACAAGUUGUGUACUGGACCACUCCUGCCCCUCGAUCUACAUUUGCGAAGAAGCAACACGACAUUCAAUCGACCUGAUCUGACCAUCUAAGUACAAGUACUAGCUAAGUCUUUCACCUGUACACCGCCGUAGAAGCAAUGGAUUUCAAGCUAACAGCUCUCUUAUUUGUGGUUUUGAUCGUAGCGGUCGCAGCUUACCCCUCAGAAGACAACAUGAGGGUAAAACGUGACGCCGCAGAUUCUGUGAAAAAGGCGGCGGACGAUGCGGCUAAGGCCCUGAGUGACGCAGGAGAGUCUGCGGUCAACGCCGUCAAACCUACGGAGAAGAGCAUGCUUGAUAAAAUGGCUGACGGAAUCAAAGGACAGUAGUACGUACGAGUAGUUGUAGUAGAACGUAUGAACCAUUGUCCCAAAAUUUACGAAUUCACGACUCUUGAAGUUCUCCAAAUUAGAAUUUAGAAUUUACCUCUCUCUGUUCUUGUUCAUCUUUUAAGUUUGCUUAUCUUUUUACUGAGAAGUUCCAUACAUUUCAUGUGUGUGAAUUUCCUGAAAACUUCAAAGAUACAAUAUUGUUUUCUGUUACUAAGGAUCGUCAAAUGUAGAAAGAAAGAGCAUUUUGGGCGAGAGUGUUCUUGUUCUUGUCUCAUUGAAAUGGUGUUGUUAAAAU